This is a messenger RNA of Strigops habroptila (Kakapo), 1934 nucleotides long. RefSeq names its product solute carrier family 1 member 7 (gene SLC1A7). Gene Ontology annotation, biological process: L-glutamate transmembrane transport. Gene Ontology annotation, molecular function: L-glutamate transmembrane transporter activity; glutamate:sodium symporter activity; neutral L-amino acid transmembrane transporter activity. NCBI's taxonomy places the organism in Eukaryota, Metazoa, Chordata, Aves, Psittaciformes, Psittacidae. The record is from RefSeq and is a predicted model, not a curated record. The transcript has 11 exons. The coding region runs from base 1 to 1701 and encodes 566 amino acids. Gene Ontology annotation, cellular component: plasma membrane.
AUGGCAGUGGCUCUUGAUGCAAUCCUAGCUCGGAUCAAGGAUGUUUGUAAAAGGAAUGGUUUGCUUAUUCUCUCGGUGUUGUCGGUCACCAUUGGCUGUCUUCUUGGAUUCUUCCUGAGGACAAGGCGGCUUUCCCAACAGGAAAUCAGUUAUUUCCAGUUUCCUGGUGAGUUGCUGAUGAGGAUGCUGAAGAUGUUGAUUCUCCCACUGGUUGUCUCAAGCUUAAUGUCUGGGCUGGCAGCCCUGGAUGCCAAGACUUCCAGUCGAUUAGGCAUCAUAACCGUCACUUACUACCUGUGGACAACAUUUGUGGCUGUGAUUGUGGGAAUAAUUAUGGUCUCCAUUAUCCAUCCUGGUGGAGCAGCACAGAAGGAGAGCACUGAAGAGGGCGGAAAGCCCAUCAUGAGCUCUGCAGAUGCACUGCUUGACUUAAUCCGGAACAUGUUUCCAGCCAAUCUUGUUGAGGCCACAUUCAAGCAGUAUCGCACCAAAAGUAUUCCCAUCAUUAAAUCUAACAAAGCCUCAUCUGAAAGCACCACUCGUCGCAUUAUAAUAUAUGGAGUCCAAGAUGAGAAUGGAUCCAAUGUCCAGAAUUUUGCCUUGGAUAUCACUCCUCCUCCUGAAGUGAUUUACAAAUCAGAGCCGGGCACUAGUGAUGGCAUGAAUGUGCUGGGGAUUGUGAUAUUCUCUGCCACAAUGGGUAUAAUGUUGGGAAGAAUGGGAAACAGUGGCGUUCCUUUGGUCAGCUUUUGCCAGUGUUUAAACGAAUCUGUCAUGAAGAUCGUGGCAGUUGCUGUUUGGUAUUUCCCAUUCGGAAUUGUGUUCCUAAUUGCUGGUAAAAUCUUGGAAAUGGAUGACCCUUCAGCCAUUGGGAAGAAACUGGGAUUCUACGCCAUUACAGUGGUGUGUGGCCUGGUGGUGCAUGGGCUGUUUAUUCUGCCAAUGAUGUACUUCUUUAUCACCAAGAAGAAUCCUAUUGUCUUCAUCAGAGGGAUUCUUCAAGCCUUGCUCAUUGCUCUGGCCACGUCCUCCAGCUCAGCCACACUGCCUAUCACAUUCAAGUGCUUGUUGGAGAAUAACCAUGUGGACAGGAGGAUCGCGAGGUUCGUGCUGCCUGUGGGAGCCACCAUCAACAUGGAUGGGACGGCGCUUUACGAGGCAGUGGCUGCCAUCUUCAUUGCACAAGUAAACAACUACGAGCUGGACUUUGGGCAGAUUAUUACUAUAAGUAUCACAGCAACAGCUGCCAGCAUAGGUGCUGCAGGGAUCCCACAAGCUGGCCUGGUGACAAUGGUCAUUGUUCUGACCUCAGUUGGGCUCCCAACAGACGACAUCACGCUCAUCAUUGCCGUCGACUGGGCACUUGACAGGUUUAGAACAAUGAUCAAUGUCCUGGGCGAUGCGCUGGCUGCUGGGAUCAUGGCCCACAUCUGCCGGAAGGAGUUUAUCAAGGAUGGCGAUGAGGUGCCAUUGAUCUGUGAAACUAAGCCUAUUAACGUCCAUCAGAUUGUGGCUUACCAGAGAAAUGGCUGUGUGAAGACUAUGAAUGCAUCUCGUGGACCAGAAACAGUGAAAGCGUUUCAGCACCACAUACCUGUACAAGUGGAGCAAGAAGAAAGUCCAGUGGAGAAUCACACUAAGAAAUCCAACAGUAAAGACCACUGCACUAUUGAAAUAAAUGAACUAGAAACAAACGUGUAACUGCUACACUCAGGGGUAUCUCCUACCCCAGUGACCUGAUAACCAAUCUCUACCUCACAGCUGGAAGAGGGACUCUUUGCCUUGAACAGGAAAACGUGGAAUUAUCGCCACUCUGCUUGUACUGGAGCAGGAGACCAGCUGUGACCAUCAGGAAAGGCACACAGCUUGCACGAGACAUGGGCUUCUUUAGGUGGAAGAUUUUAAUACUGAAAAACAUAACUAAUGGACAACUA